Myotis lucifugus (little brown bat) is the source of this 629-nucleotide messenger RNA. Its product is annotated as dehydrogenase/reductase SDR family member 2, mitochondrial-like. Bases 94 to 462 code for a protein of 122 amino acids. Lineage: Eukaryota; Metazoa; Chordata; Mammalia; Chiroptera; Vespertilionidae. Gene Ontology annotation, molecular function: carbonyl reductase (NADPH) activity. The transcript is spliced from 5 exons. The record is from RefSeq and is a predicted model, not a curated record.
UCUCUCCUCCCCCACCCUCAUUUGCUCUGAUUUCAGAUCUUGAAUGUCAAUGUGAAGGCCCCAGCCCUGCUGCUGAGCCAGCUGCUGCCCCACAUGGAGAACAGGGGGGGAAGCUCUGUGGUUCUGGUCUCCUCAAUUGGGGCAUACUUACCUGAAGCUAGGCUAGGGGCCUACGGUGUCAGUAAAGCAGCCAUUCUGGGACUCACCAAGACCCUGUCAUUGGAGCUGGCACCAAAGGAUAUCCGGGUGAACUGCCUAGUUCCAGGAGUAAUUGACACAGCCUUCAGCAAAAUGCUGUUUGAGGAUCCAGACUUUUGGAACCAUGCGAAGGGACGCCAUGGAAUACAGAGAGUGGGUCAGCCUGAGGACUGUUCGGGGCUGGUGUCCUUCCUCUGCUCUCCAGAUGCCAGCUACAUCACCGGUGAAAGCAUUGUGGUGGCUGGCUUCUCACCCCGCCUCUGAAGGACAUGAGCUCAGAGCUCGGGCUUGCCUCUCAUUGUAGAAGCGCCCUGUGCCUCUGGGGCCACCAUGUUGGGGCACCUCUAUACAUGAUGAGCCUGUGCUUCAAAUACACACUUUAAGUUCAACAUAAUCAGAGUAUGAAACAAUAAAGAACAUCAGAAAAGAAA